CUCCAUAAAUACCUACGCCUCUUCGGUUUGCUUACUUUCCGUCCUACAUUCUAAACGCACAUCUCCAUCUCCUUCCCUUUUUUUCUCCAUCUCAUCCAUCAAAAGCUCAACAUAUGCUUCCAAACAGAAAUGUUUCGAACGACUUUCCGGAAGCGCCGCCGUCCGGGUGGGCACCGUUCCAUGGCGCCACUGACUUCGGAAAAAAUAUGGCCAUCGUUUUCGCUGCUCUUGUCCUUGCCCUUGCACUCGGUUUCAUUGCCGGUGCUCUUAUUCGCCGCAACCGGCGGCGGAAUCGCGCCGUUGCGUUGGAGAAGCCGAGCGCUGCUGAGUUGGUGGCGCCGUCUCUAGAGGCUAUUCCGGCUCUAGUGUUUUCCUCCGGACAGGGUGGGACUGUUGCGAGGCUGGCUGAUUGCGCCAUCUGCCUCCAGGAGUUUGCCGACGGGGAUGUCGUUCGAAUGCUUCCUAACUGUGGGCAUGGAUUCCAUGUGGGAUGCAUAGAUUUGUGGAUCUCUUCCCAGCAAUCGUGCCCUACUUGCCGGAAAAGUAGCUUGCUGCUGCAGUUUUCGAUGACGGAAGGGGUUUAGGGCUUUGA
This is a messenger RNA of Phalaenopsis equestris, 592 nucleotides long. Its product is annotated as RING-H2 finger protein ATL8-like. NCBI's taxonomy places the organism in Eukaryota, Viridiplantae, Streptophyta, Magnoliopsida, Asparagales, Orchidaceae. The coding region runs from base 114 to 584 and encodes 156 amino acids. The transcript has a single exon. The record is from RefSeq and is a predicted model, not a curated record.